CUAAAUGUUCAUAUUGUACGGAAGUCUGUAGGCAAAUGCAAUUUAAUUGUAAUCCAAAUAGAUAAUAUACAAAAAGCCUAACUACAAAUCCCAUAAUGUACCUGUUCGUUUCCUUGGAAACGCUCUGUUGUCUCUUCGACAGGUGUGAAUAUGUAUGGAGCUCCAGUGGAUUUAUCUUUUAAACACAUCAGCAGUUUGGCAGAAACAUGGACAGAGGAACCCAGCAGCGGUCUGCGCCCUCUAAAGAGAAAUCCAGAGAUGAAGUACCUGAGCUGCUCCCUGCGUCUCAAUAACAACAACAUCACUGACCUUCAUGACCUCCAGAAGACUGUUUGCCACUUCCUGGCUGAGCCAUCGCAGCUCGCCUGGCUCGACCUUUCCUUCAACAACAUCUCACACAUAGAUCAAGUUUUGUGCGAGCUGCGCGAACUGCGUGUGCUGUAUUUACACGGCAACAGCAUUUUUAUUCUGUCAGAGGUGGACAAGCUAGAAGCGCUACCACAUCUACAUACCAUCACUCUACAUGGGAAUGUCAUAGAAACCAACAAGGCUUACAGGAAUCGCGUGAUUUCUGCUCUGCCUCGAUUAAAGGUGAUGGACUUCAGUGCUGUGACACGCCAAGAGAGAGUCAUGGCAAAGAUUUGGCAUCAGAGCAACAACCACAGCAGAAGCAGCAAGGAGACUCUCCAGUGACUGCUGGCUCGCCUCCAUCGUGUUGUGUUGAAACCACAGUUUCACCCAAAUGUGUGCUCCACAUCCACUCCUGGAAAACCUCAUAUACUGUAUGUUUCUCUGUAUAUCUGUGGUGAAAUCAGCACUGCUUUUAAUGUUUGUUUGUCCAGUUUUAUCUGCUGAAAUGAACAGAUUGUUGGAUAGUCCAAAUAGAAGUCAUCAACACUAUAUCACUCGAUAUAAAUUAUCCUAAUAUUAGCUCUGACAUACUGUAGAUGCAUGUAAAUUCUGAUAUUGUGGCAAACAUGGGUGUGGAAUAUCUGAAUAUUGUUAUGGAUUAUUUUUUUUUAUAACAAAGCAGCAUACCAGUUAUUAAUGUUAAUGACAGUCUGUAGCUUUACAGAACCAACCACUUCCCAAAUAUGAGCAUGUGGGUGUUAAUUUAAUAAAACACAAGUGUUUAUGUUGAAAAUCUUUAAUGAAUUAAUUAAACCAAAAAACAAACCAAAGAAAAAAACAACCAAAUUCAUAAAACUUUUUGGUACUAGCCUAAGAUAUUACAAACAUAUUUCAGGUAGUAUAACGCAUUUGAGUAACAAACAAAACAGAAAAAAAUGCCAAGAACCCAUUGCAAAAAGCUCAAAUUAAUUGCGUGGUUGAUAAUAAUCACAGCCUUGCAGAUCAUCCCUUUAGAGACUCCAGAGCGGCUCACCGUGCUCCCUGCACACGCAUACAGUCAUGUGCUCUCCUCCGAAGAGCAAAUAAACAUUUAAAAACAAAUAAAUAAUCACAAAAAGGUCUCGGAUCAUUUUAUCUGCUGUGGUACAUGGAUUGUUAGCGCUCUCCCCCCACACUGCUACAAUGGUUAGUUUCUGAUUAAUAUGAACAACUCAAUCAUAUUACAAUCUGCAGCGAAAAGCUUUUGUUUAAAAGCCGACAAAUGCAGGCCUUAAAAGUGUU
This is a messenger RNA of Sebastes umbrosus (honeycomb rockfish), 1632 nucleotides long. It is a transcript of the gene lrrc51, whose product is annotated as leucine rich repeat containing 51. The coding region runs from base 151 to 693 and encodes 180 amino acids. Gene Ontology annotation, molecular function: protein binding. Lineage: Eukaryota; Metazoa; Chordata; Actinopteri; Perciformes; Sebastidae. The record is from RefSeq and is a predicted model, not a curated record. The transcript has 5 exons.